AUGUUUGCCCUUCUUCCAGGGCUCCGUGUUCUAGGCCCCUCUGGUCCUCUGAUUGCAAAGCUUGGGGGCUCAAUGAUGCUGCCCUGUUAUAUUCAAGCCCCCUUACCGCUGGAAGUGCUGGAAGUGGAGUGGAAGAGAGCAGACUCUGAAGCUUUAGUACAUUUGUUCCGAGACGGAGAGGGUAAACCAGAGGCUCGGGAUCCGGCCUACAGUGGAAGAGCCAGUUUCUUUACUGAGGAGGUCGAGCGUGGAAACUUCUCUCUCCUGCUCACAAAUCUGACCACUGAAGAUGCAGGAAUUUACAACUGUUUUGUUUACGGUCAACAGGAAACUGGUCAAACUUCGGUCGAUAUUGAGUAUUUGAUCGUGACUGGCGGUCACGCAGUUUCUGCGUAUGCGCGUGAAGACGUCACUCUGAAUUGCUCUGUAGACUCCCAUAUCCCCCCUGAACUGCUUGAAGAGGUCUCAUGGACAAAAGUGGAUCAAGACAUUAUAGUGCAGGUCUUACAAGAGGGUGAGGUCCAGGAGGAUUUUACCCAUGAGAGAUUCAGAGAGAGAGUCGAGUUCUUUGGUCCAGAAGAAAUCCACAGAGGAAACUUCUCACUGAGAUUAAAGGAUCUUCGAUUGGAGGACAAAGGCCUGUAUAGAUGUGAAGUGCUCUUUGGGGAGUUUUCAGCUCAAACAACUAUGGAAAUAAAUUUGGAGCUCCAUGUGCUCGGCCACUCUGGUCCUCUGAUUGUCGAGCUGGGGGGCUCAGUGAUGCUGCCCUGUUAUGUUGAAGCCCCCAUACCACUGGAAGCACUGAAAGAGAAGGUGAACGCCCAGUGGAAGAUCUGCGACUGA
This is a messenger RNA of Pygocentrus nattereri (red-bellied piranha), 843 nucleotides long. Its product is annotated as butyrophilin-like protein 8. The record is from RefSeq and is a predicted model, not a curated record. Gene Ontology annotation, cellular component: external side of plasma membrane. The coding region runs from base 1 to 843 and encodes 280 amino acids. The transcript has 4 exons. Gene Ontology annotation, biological process: immune response; cellular response to lipopolysaccharide; cell surface receptor signaling pathway. Lineage: Eukaryota; Metazoa; Chordata; Actinopteri; Characiformes; Serrasalmidae.